UGUCGGCGUAGCAGCCUACAUUCGCGUACGGCAAAAAUGGCGUCUUACCCGUGCGAACGGUAGGUGAUGGAGAGGCGGUGCGGGGAGUAGAUGGUCGUGCACUUCAGCUGCGUGGACUUUGAGGGGUUUUGGACAGAAACUUGUGCCGAGCAGGACGGGACCCGGCCGCCAUGGCGUCCCAGGGGGUGGCGCUGCAGCAGAAGCUCGGCCGCAUGCUCAGCAAGUCGGUGGGGAAACCUGUGCUGAAGCCCAACAAGCCGCUGGCCCUCAAGGACGAGGUGGCGAACCGAAAGCUGAAGAAAGGGGAGGCCACGUGCAUCACGGAGAUGUCGCUACUGAUGGCGUGUUGGAAGGAAAAUGACUUCAGCGAUGCAGCUUGCUCCAGCGAAGUACGGGCCUUCUUCAAGUGUGCAGAAAAAGCAGAGGCUGCAAGGAAAGCCGAGAAAGGAACAACAGUUGGCCAGAAAGGAAUCCUGCACCCAAAACAGGCCAACUCCUUGCUGAGACGGUACCCCAACCACUAUAAAGAGAUUUAGAAUCAUCUUAGUUCUGCCCUGUCGUGUACAGACAUUCUCUUUUAACUUGGGGGUUUUCUGUGUAAAAUUGUAACCGGUAGGUGAGGACUCAUUGGGCAGAACUACACUCUUCACCAACCCUGUUUAAUUCUCCCAGAUGCUGAAUGGAUUUAUUUCCAUGUACAUGCUGUGUUGCUCUAGGGAAAAGAAAUGUUUUCACACUUUUUGUAUGGAAGUAGAGAGUCAUUGAUGUACCGUUAUAGUAGGAUCCUUUAUUUGAAAUAAAAAAGCAAAUACAACUAAAAAAAAAAAAUCAUGAGCACUUUGUUGUCUUGGUGGUGUACAAAUGGGAACCGGG
Messenger RNA from Scleropages formosus (Asian bonytongue), 873 nucleotides. RefSeq names its product coiled-coil-helix-coiled-coil-helix domain containing 1 (gene chchd1). The transcript is spliced from 3 exons. Gene Ontology annotation, biological process: mitochondrial translation. Gene Ontology annotation, cellular component: nucleoplasm; mitochondrial ribosome; mitochondrion. Bases 171 to 536 code for a protein of 121 amino acids. The record is from RefSeq and is a predicted model, not a curated record. Gene Ontology annotation, molecular function: RNA binding. NCBI's taxonomy places the organism in Eukaryota, Metazoa, Chordata, Actinopteri, Osteoglossiformes, Osteoglossidae.